AUGUUGUGCUGCAACUGUGGGAAGCAAGUUACCGAUGGCAUGAACUACUGUUCAAACUGUGGAAAAGAACUUUCUUCAACUGGAAAUGCUGGUCAAAGUCCACCUUCUUGCACAGUGCCAUCGUCAAGUGCUGCAAGUUCAUUUUCAAGUGCUGCAGUCCACUUUUCAAAUGCAAUUGCCCUCUCUUCAAGUGCAUGUGUCAGUGGUAAGGCCAUCAAGUCAUUCUCUGCUUAUCGUGAAUGGAAAGGACAUCAGUGGAAAGAGCAUGUAUCUAGGACAACAGCGAAAGACAAAGAAAAAGAAGUGGCAGUAGCAAUUGGCCUAAUGGAAUUUACUGAAAAAGAGUCAAAGCUAAAGCCAGUUAGAGAGAAAAGAGUUAUGCUUCAAACAUCUAAUAGAGCACCUAUACUGAUAUCUGUAUCCAGCCAGGGGCAAAGUUUAAAGCCUAUCAUAGAAACUGUUACAAAGAGGGAGAAGAAUACCGAUUAUUGUAUGAGAAUGGCAAGGAUGCCCAGUUUCUACCUGGAACAACAGAGUUCUUCAGCCUGAAAAGAUACAAAGAAGAGAUUGGAAAUGAUUAUAAGAGCAUUGUGCUGUACCUAUGUACAAACGAAGAUGUGAAUGCAAGUGAAAAUCCUGAUACUGAUUGCGGAAGAAAGCCUGCAUUCAGAGGAUGAACAUAGUCCAUCGGAGAAGAAAUUGAGAUUCACCCAAGUUGAGAGUGAUGAAAAUGCUUGCCAGGCAGCUCCAGUCUGAACUAGACAACAGCAAAGAUCCUGCCCCUUAUGACCAGUCCUCUUCUGGAGUAAACAAUAAGUAGGACUCCAUUAUUCGCAAGUUGGCAAGCCAGGAAAUAGUGGAGAAAUUUGACAGCUGCUCGGGUCUCAUAUCUUGCUUGAAAGAAAGAGUCAAUAGCAAUGUUCAGUUCUUCAUUGUUGUGAGAAGGAGAUCCAGUCUACAAUGGUGCCUGGCAAUUUGGCAAAGAGAGGCAAAUAUAAAUGCCCCAGAAAAUCUAUUACCAGUGCAUUUUGCAGGUGAGGACGGUAUAGACACCGGUGCCAUGUCAAAGGAAUUUCUAGCACAGUCAAUGU
Molecule: messenger RNA, 1091 nt
Organism: Orbicella faveolata
Lineage: Eukaryota; Metazoa; Cnidaria; Anthozoa; Scleractinia; Merulinidae
Source: RefSeq, a predicted model, not a curated record